CUGUUGCAACCCAACGCGACUUGAGUCCGAUGCGUACAGUCCUUCUCACGCCGCCCCCACACUAACCACAACCCCAAAUCCAGUAAAAUCAAUGCAGAAACGAUUGAAACUAGGCUCUUCCUAGCGAUAAUUCUGAUUCCAAAGCAACUGACAUGUGCAUUAGCGGGUCGAAUCCGCCCUAAUUGUGCCCACCACCGCUGCGCGGAGUUCAAGCAAUCUAUGUGAUGUCCGGGCUCAAAGCUUAAAUCCUUUCCCCUCUGGAUAUUCUAUGGUUCGAAUCGAAAAUCGUUACGCGGUAGAAUCGUAUCAUUGGCGCGUUCGUACAGGUUUUAGAUUGACAGGGGGGCGCAUAGUGACAUCGAUAGAGAUCGCAAGUUAUUGACAUUUCCAGAUAUGCCAGUACAGGUAUAAGUAUGAUAGAUCCAUGACCCACCACUCGCAUCUCUCAUCUGCAUCGCAAGCAGCAGCAUUUUCAAAAUGCGUCCAUUCGUUUUAACAAUCCGAACGCUCUUUUUCGCUGUUCUUUUUAUCACAGCCUCCUUAGCUGUUCCUGCACAGCCCAAAGACCAGCCCGAAGACCAGUCCAUAGACCAGUCCAUAGACCAAUCCAAAGACCAACCCGAAGACCAGUCCAAAGACCAGCCCAAAGACCAGCCCAAAGGCAAACUCGUAUGCUACAGUCCUAGUUCAGAGCCAAAAGCCCCUCCAGGCUGCUACAUUGCUCAAAGCGCCAUGGCCUCUCAUGUGGCCGACUUCUGCGACCAAGUCGGGGGCUUGGACAUAGCAAAUCUGGAGAAAGGAUACGCCACUGAUACCUACAAUGGAGCGCAGCUGCGCAUAUCAUCUACCAAAAAAGUUUCCAAGGAAGAUUGCGCAUCGCGUAUGGGCGAAAUCGUCAAUGGAUGCACGCCCGCUGCCAACAACCCCAUGAACUGGAAGUAUGGUGGCGAAAAUAGCCAAGACGAAACCUUGUUCAAGAUCAGUAUCGACAGUGGAAGAUCUUGUCAACGUAAAGCCAAUCAAGAUGGGUCGCCUUUGCAAGCUGUGACUGCAAAGUGUGAUUCCUUCUACCAAGCUAUCAGAGACGAAUUCUGGAUUUACGGUGCAGGGUUCCUGGGAGACGAUUUCGGGAAAGAGCUUCGCGAUCAAAUGAGCCACUGCACUGGUAGAGUGGUAGAUUGGACGUUUGAGUACUACGAGAAGCCUGAUGCGGACGGCUACGAGUGGAAGGCUUUCGGCCAUACGACUAUAUGGCAGAAAAACUGUUUUUCGCCGGUCAUCAAGGGCUCUGGAGGACCUGAUAUACCUUGCAAUGGCAGCGGUUAA
Periconia digitata is the source of this 1326-nucleotide messenger RNA. NCBI's taxonomy places the organism in Eukaryota, Fungi, Ascomycota, Dothideomycetes, Pleosporales, Periconiaceae. The record is from the annotation of a GenBank genome assembly.